AUGGAAUGGUCAUUGGAUGAUCUUUUGAAAAAGGUUCCAAAUGUUGAAUUUCCAAUUACUUAUCGUGGUGAGGAUAGUCAUGUGGUUGGAGCUGAAUCUGUUUCCAAGAUGAAACUUGGAGAAUUUAUUGGAAAGUGUAGUGAGAUUAAAUCAGCAGAGUUGGAGAAGAAAUCUUGUAUUCGAUACUACUUGUCAGGAAGUAAUUUAUUGGAAGAUCUGAAUGGGGAUAAUGCGAAUGAUGAACUAGUUCAAAUAAGAAAUGAAACUUUGCAAUUUAAACAAUUUAUUGAGGAAAAAUUAUCAGAAACUAAACGAUUGUCCUCUUUAGGAUUUUGGAUUGGUUUGGAUGGACAGAAAACUCAUCUCCACUUUGAUUGUGUAAAUAAUCUCAUGUUGCAAAUUAGAGGAAGAAAGACUUUUCUACUAGUUUCUCCCCAUAAUCAUUUGAAACUUAAUUUACAUUCGUAUAAAUCGUCGAAAGGUCAAGAUAUGGAUGGAGAAAUUUACCGAUUCUCUCAGUAUGAUAUCUUCAAUACGGAAAUUCCAAAAGUUGAAAUAUUUAAAGGAACAAUUGAAAGAGGAGAUUGCAUUUUGAUUCCUUUAGGUUGGUUUCAUGCAGUUUAUUCUGAAGGAGAGGAAACAAAUUAUGGAUCUUACAAUAUUGCCUUAAACGCAUUUUGGAAUGCAACUGAGAGUGAAUGGGAUACAUGGAAACAUUUAAAACUAUUCAGAAAUAAUUAUUAA
Messenger RNA from Naegleria gruberi, 744 nucleotides. RefSeq lists its product as uncharacterized. Gene Ontology annotation, molecular function: 2-oxoglutarate-dependent dioxygenase activity. The record is from RefSeq and is a predicted model, not a curated record. NCBI's taxonomy places the organism in Eukaryota, Heterolobosea, Eutetramitea, Acrasida, Naegleriidae. The transcript has a single exon. Bases 1 to 744 code for a protein of 247 amino acids.